AUGGCGACAAAUGCUCAAGGCGAGGCUGCAUUGCAUCCCUACCUCCAGCGCGAUGGUAAUGUGACGCGCCUCAUUGUAAAGGGCAAACCUUUCCUGAUGUUGGCUGGAGAACUCCACAACUCAUCUCUAAGCUCAGCUCGCUAUAUGGCAGAUAAAUGGCCGACAAUGAAAAAUAAGGGUAUCAAUACACUUCUCGGUUCUGUUGGCUGGGAGCAGAUUGAGCCUAUCGAGGGCGUAUUCGACUUCUCGGCGGUAGACGAGGCCAUCCUCGGAGCCCGGCAACAUGGUAUACACCUUGUACUCCUGUGGUUUGGAGCUUAUAAGAACGCCUCAAGCAUUUACUCACCCUCAUGGGUAAAAAAGGACGUUAAACGUUUUCCGCGGGCACAGAGUCUCGAGGCCGGCGGCGGCCGGAAUGUUCUCGAUGCCGUGACGCCCUUUUCUUCGGAGUGUGUCAAAGCCGAUGCGAAGGCAUUUGGCAAGUUGUUGGCACAUUUGAAAGGCUUCGAUUCAGACCACUCCACGGUGCUCAUGGUUCAGAUUGAGAAUGAGCCAGGCAUACUCGGCGACUCAAGGGAUAGAUCUCCCCUCGCUGAAGCAGCAUUUAAGGAACCCGUCCCCGAGUCUCUACUCCAAUACCUAGCCAACAACCAACAACACCCAAGAUUCGCAAAACAGUUCCCCGACAUCCCCAAAGAGGGAAAACACACUUGGGAAGAAGCGUUUGGUCCUGGCCUGCUCGGCGACGAAGCCUUCAUGGCUUUCCAUUUCUCGAAAUACUUUGAACAAGUCGCUGCAGAGGGCAAGACUUCGUACCCGCUACCCUUCUAUGCCAAUGCCUGGCUCAAACUCGACCUUGAAACUAUGGAUCGCUCCAACCCUUCAUCCAUAGUGACUAGCGCUAUCGUGGCCGGUGGUGACAAGCCAGGGAUGUAUCCAUCUGGUGGAUCUUGCCAACAUGUUUUCGAUAUUUGGCGGUUUGGGGCUCCUUCAUUAGACUUUCUUUCGCCAGAUAACUACUUUAAUGACUAUGAUAUGAUCUGCCACGACUAUAGUCAUAAGGGAAACCCGCUCUUUAUUCCCGAACAGAGACGCGAUCAGCAUGGCGCUCGGCGGGCGUGGCUGGCCUACGGAACAUAUAGCGCGUUAGGCGUAAGCCCGUUCGGCAUUGAUACAGGCCCUGAAGAUAUUGGCAGAGAGUACCGGCUACUAAGCCAAGUCAAGGAUUUUGUCUUGGGAGCCUCCCGAGAGGAUCGCUUCGGUUUCUAUUUCGAUGAAAUGCAGGAUCCCCCAAAGAUUGAAAUGCCAUGGCUUAGGAUAUUUGGAGACAUGCAAGUUACGAUCGAGAGAUCCUUUGUAUUUGGCAAACAGGGUCCUGGUGGAGGUAUGAUUAUCAGAUUAGCAGAGCACAAGUUUCUUUGUGUCGGAUACGGAUUCCAGGCGAGAUUCAAAAGCGUGAAAAGGGGAAUUAUCUUUACGGGGCUUCUAAACGCGAAAGAAUUAGAAGCAACACAGGAAGGGAAUCUUCGUCGGCUACGCAUGUUAAACGGCGACGAAACAAGGGGUGGUAUGGCUUUAGUUAUGCCUAACCAAGAACCUGACUAUGGCGAUGUUCCCAUUGCAACAAGUGUACCGGCUCGCACUGGUAUUGCUGAGGUUGAAGUGUAUACCCUAGAGGGGGGAAGUUAG
Messenger RNA from Fusarium venenatum, 1689 nucleotides. RefSeq names its product glycoside hydrolase superfamily. The record is from RefSeq and is a predicted model, not a curated record. NCBI's taxonomy places the organism in Eukaryota, Fungi, Ascomycota, Sordariomycetes, Hypocreales, Nectriaceae. Gene Ontology annotation, molecular function: beta-galactosidase activity. Gene Ontology annotation, cellular component: beta-galactosidase complex. Gene Ontology annotation, biological process: carbohydrate metabolic process.